Messenger RNA from Pocillopora verrucosa, 2032 nucleotides. Its product is annotated as calcium/calmodulin-dependent protein kinase type II delta 1 chain-like. Gene Ontology annotation, biological process: protein phosphorylation. Gene Ontology annotation, molecular function: ATP binding; protein kinase activity. NCBI's taxonomy places the organism in Eukaryota, Metazoa, Cnidaria, Anthozoa, Scleractinia, Pocilloporidae. The record is from RefSeq and is a predicted model, not a curated record.
UAUUUCGCAACAAAGCCGACCAUACACAGCGAGUCGAGAUGGAUCGCGCUGUAUAAUCUCAUAUCUACGUGUCUGCCUUGUGACAAAAAAAUAUCGAUGUAAUCUGAGUUCAGAGUUCAAAAGAAGCUGACAAAUUAGCCAAUGUACCAAAAUAGCACAGGAAAUCCUCUCCUGUAUCAACGCCUCAGGAAACUCGGCAUUUAAGGCCUCUCAUUGGUCAGUUGAAAUUAUGCUGUUGACAAUUAUAAACUCGGGUUACGGUGUUAUUACUAUAUAGGAACUUUCUCAACUGCUAAUCGUCAAGGAGAGCAAAACAUCCUGCAGUCUAUUCUGAAUCAUUGGAAGAUGCCAUCGCGAUAUUUUGAAAGAGAUGCACACAUAUUCAAAGAUGAAUUCGAAAUUCAAGAACUUAUCGGUGAGGGAUCAUUCGCCAAGGUUUACAGGUGCCAAGAGAAGCAGAGUGGUAAAACUUUUGCAGUGAAGGAAAUACGGCUUGACGAGGGCUUCUCUUUCAGUGAGGCAGUCAGAGAGGAGAUGGAGAUUUGGAAGGAUUUACAACACGAAAAUAUCGUCUCGUUGCACCAAACCUUCCAGGGAAACUCUUCUGUGCAUUUCGUAUGUGAAAAUGUCGAUGGUGGCAAUUUGUUUGAUGAAAUUUUGGGACACAGCAUUUACAGUGAACAACAAGCACGCUCUUUCAUAAAACAACUUUUAAAAGCCUUGGAGUAUCUUCAUGCCAAGCGAAUUAUCCAUCGAGACGUCAAGCCCGACAAUCUUCUUCUCAGUCGAUCCAGAAUUUCCGAACAAUUGAUUGUAAAACUCGCUGACUUUGGCUUGGCUCGAAGACUGCCACGCGACUCUGACGUCAUCGGUUGUGAAGCGAGUGGCGCGCCCCUGUUCCUUGCACCAGAGACAAUUUUAGAAGAAAUGAUUGGUCAACCAGUUGACAUGUGGGCGUGUGGCGUCAUAUCAUUUAUUCUAUUGGUGGGCUACCCGCCAUUUUGGAGUAGCAGCGACGAAAAAUUACUACUAUCUAUUCUACAAGGUCAUUAUACUAUGCCUUCGCCAUAUUGGGACAAUGUAUCAGAAGAAGCUAAGGACUUUGUGCAACGAUUAAUUGUCGUAAAACCCAGCGAGAGAAUGACAGCUUCGGAGGCGCUGAAUCAUCCAUGGUUUCAAAUGGACCCGAAAAUACCGAUAAAACUCGGUCAGCGGAGGAACUUUGCAGCGGUGGUAAGCGGUGUGCGAGCAAUGCUGAAAUUUAGAAACAUCAGCCCCAAACAUCCUUGCCUCGAAGGAAAUUCGGAAAAGGAGUACUGAGUGAAAAUAUUUCAAUGAAUCUCGUUAUCAAUAGUAGAAUAACUUAGGCCAGAAUGUGUGCCAUCUCACAACUGAACAGAAAAUACGUUUGUUGCUAAAACUUGAGAAGCAAACAAACAAACAAACAAACAAAAGAGACAAUCUACAAAAUCAGGACAUUUUUUGUUAGUGGAUACGUGUAUUUAUCUGGUUAUACGAAGUCAUAUCAUCAUUGCUUGAAACAAAAUUUCAGUUUUCUAACAGUAAUUUAUUACAGCCUUCUUUGAUUUUUCUUUUCUAUCUCCACCACACUGGUAUACUAGCAUUUUCACAGUUCUCUUAUGUUCUAUAAAUAUAGUCAGUUUGUAUUACUUUAUUACUUUAUGCAGGGGCUUUCCUUGUGUUCCCCUUAGAAGGUCAAUCGUCUGAUUGUGCGAUGCGACUACGGUGGUUGUAAAAAUGAUAUCUGGGAAUAAAAUCGAACUUUGAAAGAAGCAAUUUGAACCAUAAGGUAGAAAUUAAGAAAACUGUUUACCAAAUAAGCAGUAGUAGCUAUCUCUGUCCUCUUUUAAAGCACAUCGCGUUGCCAGAGGUUCAACUAUGUAUAUCGUAAUUUAAAAUAGAAAUGUUUUGGUAUUUCAAAUGUAGAAGAGUGGCUCCUUGAAGACCGGAGAGUGACAAAGAAAGUUUUGGUGUCGGUUAUCAGCAUGACGAAUAAACUAGUGAAUUUGAA